Molecule: messenger RNA, 3985 nt
Organism: Nicrophorus vespilloides
Lineage: Eukaryota; Metazoa; Arthropoda; Insecta; Coleoptera; Silphidae
Exons: 14
Coding region: 143-3985 (1280 amino acids)
Biological process (GO): rRNA processing
Cellular component (GO): nucleolus; small-subunit processome
Molecular function (GO): RNA binding
Source: RefSeq, a predicted model, not a curated record
AGCAUACAACAUAACCUCAACUAAGGAAACUUCAAUUCAAAUGUUUAUUUACCGAUAACUUCAAAGUUGUCCCCACGUGUUUUUCAUAUAGUUUUGUACAUUUUUCAAUUGUUAGUUAAGUGAGAUUAUUAUUUUUAUCAAGAUGAGUGUAGAAGAGUGUUUCCCAAGAGGAGGUGCCAGUCAAUUCGUGAAGAAGACAAGACCCACAGAACCGAUCAUCAAAAACCUUUUCGGAAGGAAAGAGAAGGAAACCACUGCAAAGCAGCAAUGGAAAAAGGGGACAGAGGAAGAAGAAUGGUUCAAGUCAUAUAUAAACACCCAAGCCAAAUCGGAUACAGCUGAUUUGUUAACUUAUGAUACAAUCAAAGAAGGUAUGCUUCUGUUGGGUUGUAUCUCAAAAAUCCAAGAAUUCUAUGCAACAGUGGAGUUACCAGGACAAAUUCAUGGCUCUUUGGAGAUUAAAUCUGUUUCAAGUAGACUGAAUGCUGAAUUGAGCAGACAAAUUGAAGAGGAAUCUGAUUCUUCGAAAAUUUAUAAAUUGAAUCAAAUUCUUAAAAUUGGAAGUUAUAUUCCGGUAAGAAUCAACACAAUUGACAAAACAAAUAAGCUGAAGACUAAAGUUCAGUUGAGCUGUGACCCUGCCGAUGUUAACUGGGCUUUUUCACAUAAAGAUGUCUCAAAGUAUAUGCUAUUAUGGGGUAGCAUAGCUGAGAAGAAUGAUUACAAUUAUGUCAUUGACUUGGGUAUUAAAAACUGUAGGGUUACUUUACCUUUUACGAAUCUUGCUGAUGAAGAAGCGAAAUAUGUUAUCGGUGAGCCUUUGUACGUGAUUUCUGAAAAGUGCGAUAUCCAACCGGAAGCUUCUAUUAUUGUGGUCACGACGAAAAUUGAUGAAACAAAGAAGAAUACUGGUCCAAAGAUAACUUUGGCUCAUCUCAUACCAUCCAUGAAAGUUAACUUUGCUAUUGAAAAGGUUUUGGCUGAUGGUUUGAUGGGGAAAAUGUUCGAUGAUAACAUUGCUUACAUCAACCAAAUUUAUUUGGAUAAGAAACUGAAUUCGUACAAAAUCGGGCAGAUUGUUACUGCUAGCGUGCUCUACACGCAACCUAUGAAUAAGUUCACUUAUUUCACAUUGAGAACGCUCAAACCUACGCAAAAGUUGAUCAAAGGUGAUCAUGUUAGAGGUAUCGUUUCUGGAGCUUCAGCGCACGGCUUAUUGAUCAAGAUCAAUAACAUUCAAUUCGGUUUGGUGAGACCAAUUCCGGGCAAGAAUUCGGUGGUCAGAGAAUACAUGACGGAAAAUUAUCCUCUUGGCAGUGAUCACGAAUGCAUCGUUUUGAGUUACCACUCAAUAGAUAACGUGUACGAAUGCGCCUUCAGCAAGGAAAUCUCCAACUAUCCAGAGUUGAACUACAAGUUAGGGCAAACUGUUAAAGCGAGGGUCACCGGUUUCGUACCAUCGGGAAUGUACGUAAAGAUCGACUCUAAAGUAGUUGGUUUCAUCAAGAACAUGCACUUGGUUAGCGAAAGAUACACAGAGGCGGUUAACGGUAAAUUCAAUAUCGGGCAAACCAUAGAAGCAAAAAUUUUAAAAUUCACUGAGAACAUGGUUGAUUUAACGAUGAAACCCGAAAUGUUGAGUUGCAACUCAGUUUUUGGCGAUAUUAAUGAUCCGAUGGACAAACAAUACGUAGGCGUCGUUGUGAGUAUUUAUCCGACUGGAGUUUUGGUUGUCUUCUACGGAAACGCUAAAGGUUUUCUACCGAUAAGAAAUGGCAAGAACGGAGACGAUAUGUACAUUGGCAAAGCGGUGAAAUGCUUUAUCAAGGAUAAGAAAAACUCGAACGUAACGCUGAUGAUGGUGCACAGUUUCAAUUUGUUUGUCGGUGAUAAAGUACCGAACGCCGAAAUUGUAGAGAUCAACAAUUUCGGAUUGAAACUAUCCAGUUUUAAGUACAGGGAUUUAAUUAAUUUACCUAUAGGACAUGUGGCUUCAAGGGAUAUUGGACAAUUAGUAUUCAACACCUUCAAAGUUGGAGAUGUAGUCGAAGAUUUACUCGUGCUGCACAAACAACCGGAAAUAAUCUCGAGGCGCGAAUUCAACAGCAUGGCCUUGAACCAUUCGCAAUUUCCUUCGAUUAAGAAGAAAGGGGACACUCUGGUUCGAGGUUCCAUCACCGUUAAGAAUUCGACGCACGUCACCGUGACUUUCCCGUACAAAGAAAAACCCGAAGGAGUUAACGUCGAAAUGCCGAUUGAUGAGGUUAGCAAAACUUUGAACGACGUGGAAGAGGCGAACGAUGAUAGUAUUGUGGCGAAGACGAACAAUCACAGUAGCUUCAAUUUCCAAUUGGAGUAUGGCGUUGAUUAUACGACGAUCGACUGCAUCAACUAUUUAGAAUUGUACUUAAACGAUUUGGAGUAUUUGAGGAAACGCUUGGAGAUUACGCAGAUCGACGUAGCGAGUAUAAAGAUCGGAGAUCGAAUUGAAUGCAACGUUGAUAGUGUCGAUAAAGAGUCCAAUACUAUACUGAAAGUUAACGCUGAUGGAUAUCAAGGAAUGGUGCAUCACAGUGAAUUGAAAAAGAGUCCAAAGGCUGGAAAGAAAAUUAACUGUACUGUAAUAGCCAUUGAUUACGGAAAGAAGAUUGUCCAUCUUACCUUGAAGAAUUCAUUGAAUUUUGACGAAAUCGAAUCCAAGAAUUGUUUGAAGAAUACUAAGGUGAAAAUGGACGUGGUCCAUGCAAACUCUGAAUACUGCGUUGGAAUUAUAUCUGAUGGUGUUGCCAAGGGGAAACACGUUUAUCUUCCUGUUAAGCUUCACGAUAACGAUUUUGAACCGAAAGUUGAUCAUUACAAGCAACUCGUUGGACAAAGUAUUGACGUUAUUAUAUAUAGGAUAAGUGGAAAAAAUAUUAUGGGCUUUGAAUUGAGUCAAAUCAAACCAGAGUUGAAAGCAUCCGCUAUUAAAGAAGCACCGAAAACGUUGAAUAAUAACAAGAAAUCUGCUGAAGUUGAAGAGAAUGUCAACACUGCACAAAAAACAUCUGAUGUUGAAAAUGGACAAACUAAUGAAGAAAAAUCGAAACAAAAGAAGGGAAGGAAGAGGAAAUCUUCUGGUGGACAGAAAUCAGAACCUACUGCGGUGGUGACCAAUGGAGAUCAACCGAAGCAGAAUGGAAAGAAGAGGAAGUUGUCGGUUGCUUCUCAAGGAGAUACUUCAGUGGCUUCGAUUGAUUCGAAAGAUGUGAAGAGCGUUGAAAAGAAACCAAACAAGAAGAAGAAUAAUAAGAAAAGGAAAUCUUUGGAAAAUUCCGUAAAUAAUGAAAGUUCUCCUGCGAAACCAGAGGAAAGUAAGGUUGAGCUGAAUGGUGAGGAUAAGACGAAGAAGAAGAGGAAGAACAGGAAGAGGAGGUCAUCCGUAGCUGCAGAUGAGAAAAACACGUCGAUUGUGGAAAACGGCGAAGCGAAGGUUGCACAGACUAAUGAGGAGCAACCAAAGCAGGAGAAUAAGAAAAGUAAAUCUUUGGAAAAUAAUGAAAGUUCUCCUGCGAAACCAGAGGAAAGUAAGGUUGAGCUGAAUGGUGAGGAUAAGACGAAAAGAAGAGGAAGAACAGGAAGAGGAGCGAAGGUUGCACAGACUAAUGAGGAGCAACCAAAGCAGGAGAAUAAGAAAAGUAAAUCUUUGGAAAAUAAUGAAAGUUCUCCUGCGAAACCAGAGGAAAGUAAGGUUGAGCUGAAUGGUGAGGAUAAGACGAAGAAGAAGAGGAAGAACAGGAAAAGAAGGUCAUCCGUAGCUGCAGAUGAGAAAAACACGUCGACUGUGGAAAACGGCGAAGCGAAGGUUGCGCAGACUAACGAGGAGAAGAACAAGAAAAGGAAGUCAACUGAAGCUGUUCAGGCUAGUCCUGUUCAAGAAAAGAAACAGAAAUUGAAUAAGAAAACUAAGAGUCCGAAGAAAAAUAAAAAACCUAUUGUUAACUAA